Panicum virgatum (switchgrass) is the source of this 778-nucleotide messenger RNA. Its product is annotated as 60S acidic ribosomal protein P2B-like. Gene Ontology annotation, molecular function: structural constituent of ribosome. The transcript has a single exon. The record is from RefSeq and is a predicted model, not a curated record. Gene Ontology annotation, biological process: cytoplasmic translational elongation. NCBI's taxonomy places the organism in Eukaryota, Viridiplantae, Streptophyta, Magnoliopsida, Poales, Poaceae. Bases 29 to 388 code for a protein of 119 amino acids. Gene Ontology annotation, cellular component: cytosolic large ribosomal subunit; ribosome.
GCCGCCGAAGCCCAACCGCCGGGCCGGGAUGAAGUUCGUCGCCGCGUACCUGCUGGCGUGCCUGGGCGCCGCCGCCGCCGCCGCCGAGGGCGCGCCGGCGCGCCCGACCAAGGAGGACGUGCGCCGCAUCCUGGGCUCGGUCGGCGCCGACGCGGGGGAGGAGGAGGAGGGCCGCCUCGACCUGCUGUUCGCGCGCCUCGAGGGCAAGGACGUCGCCGAGCUCGUCGCCGCGGGGAGGGAGCAGCUCGCCUACGGGGCCGCCGCGCCCGCCGCUGUCGCCGCCGCUCCCGCCGCAGCCGACGCCAAGGAGGCCAAGGAGGAGGAGAAGAAGGAGGAGGACGAGGAGGAGGAGGAGGAGGAGAUGUUCAGCCUCUUCGACGACAUGUGAUCGGCCCGCCCGCAGGCCGCCCACCACGCGCGUGCGUUUCUUCCUCGGACGGGAUGAGAUGGGAUGAUCCGUCUGUGUGUGUUCUUCAUUGCCUGCUGAUGUUACCUUGGUCGGUGGCUCGGUGCUGGUGGUGGUAGUAGUACAAGUAGAAGCGGUGGUAGAACUAUGGUGGUCUGAGUUUCGUGUCUAGUAGAUAGAUAGAUAGAUUGAUCUAUGGUCGCUUGUUGUCUAGAGAAUCGAUCGAGAACCCGUCUUGAUGCCAAAGCCUUUUUUCGGGUGGCCACAUUAAUUAGUCCUCUUCAUCGUAGAUCUGGGUCUGUUCUAAUCAAGUUUAAAUAGUGUUUGUUUCGAUCCGUUGAUGAGAAUUAACAUGCUGCAUUGCAAUCCCAA